GAUCGCCCACAUAUCGAUUUUGAUCUUGGCAUAUUACCUCUAAAGACAGGUUGGAAAAGAAAGGCGAAAAGCAUCUCCAUAUAGAACAGCGCAAUCCUCUCAGGCUCUUCGGAGCCGAUUGAACGAAAUCCGCAGGAAGACGAAAGCAACGUCUAGAAUUGGCUCCGUGGCUUUGCCGUAAGCAUCUUCGCUGCCUAGGAAACCAGGCGGCCGUCACAUUCCAGCUGGGAAAGAUUUACCUUCACCUCCUAAUUUUGCAUAACAGGAGACGGCGACCAACACUCGUGGCAGCCACGCACGGUAUACUAUGGAAAACCUCAUGGACCUCCGCUCCAGUGAAGAUGGAUAUAACAGCAGCAGCAUUGUUCUUGAAAAACAAGUAUUUAGAUCAAAAGUGCCAGAAUCACAUGUUCAGCUGGCUUGCAGCCUCCAUUACUGUGCUUUUCCCUUAAAUGGAAAUGAACUUUGUAUUUGGAAUAUGAGUGAUGAGCCCAACCAUCAGCCAUUGCGUUUAAUAGGUCAUCAUCACUCAAUUACUGCACUGGCAUUUGGGACCAAAGUCGAUCCUCUCCUUAUUUGUUCUGCUUCACAAGAUUAUGUGAUAGUUUGGAAUCUGGAUGAAUGUACAAAGAAGGUGCUAGAAGGGUUAAUGCCACAAGGUAUUGUGAUAGGAACACUUCUGGGGAUGGUGCUUUAUGUUCGCUUUAGUCCAGAUGAUCAGACUGUGGCAGUAUGUGCUGGUAAUCGAAUCUACGUGCUAAAUGCAAAGUAACAGCAUUUCCUCUUUUAAGUCUCUUUAUUGAUGAAGCAAAUAAACAGAUUAUUACUGGAUGUGCAGAUGGACAGCUAUGGAUCUUCAGUUUGAUUAGUGGACAUAAGUAUCGCUCUGUAAUUCAUAUUAAUGUAAAGAAAGAGAGAAAAAAGUUUUACAACAAAAUAACAAAGUUCGAGCAUUGGGAUCAGAUUCAGAAUAUUUCCCAGGCAUCUAAUAUAAGCAAUAUCGAAGAAGAAGAUGCGGUUGAAACUACCUUUCCAAUCCUUAGAAUGGAACACUGUGAUAAUCCAGCAAAUUUUGGUGAUAAAGAAUCUAGAUUUCCUGAUGUGGGUACCCAGUAUUUGUGGAUUGGAAGCUCUACUGGUUUAUUCAUAAUUAACAAUGCAAACUUUGAGUUGGAAGCUGCUUUACAUUACAAAGAUUUCACUGGUCUUAGUAUUCAGAUUGCUGGAUCCUGUGCUUUAACGAGGAAGGCAGUCAAUGGUAAGGUUUUCUGUUUGCUAAGUUCUAUGUUGGAGAACAAAAUUGUUUUACUGGAAGUUAACGUUGCUGCUCUGUUGAGAUGCCAACAGAAUAGCCUCCUUUUAAGUGGAAGGGAGGAAGGCUUUUCUGCAGUUGCAAGAUGUCCUCUUCUUGUGACCUCUCCGUUGUACGCGAAGAAGGAAAAAGUCAAACUUGUAAAUAAAACAGGUACAAAAAACCAUAUAAAAGACAAGCCAUUGGUUUUUCAUAACAAAAUUAAAUCAUCAGGUUAUACAUCAGCACCACACAUGCUCAUGUUCUCCCCAAAUUCCAAAGUAAAACACAACAGGUUGACAUCGGAAUGCAAGAGGAGUUGGAGACGAAGAAAUAAGGAAGACUAUCCACUUGGAAAAUCUCCUCCAACCGAAAGUGUGAGGCAAAUUACUGUAACUGAUAAACCAACUCCCAUAUGCUGUAUUCAGUAUUCAGGAAAUGGAGAAUUAUUGGCUUGUGGUUUAGCUGACAAAACAUUGCUGGCAUUCAAAUCAAACCUUAUAGGAGAACCAACUGUUUAUUCAGGACACGAUGGCGCCAUUACCUCAGUAGGUUGGAGCCAUGACAACAAUUGGCUUGUUUCAUCUUCUGAAGACAGAACAUUAAAGAUCUGGUCAGUUAGCAGCGCAGAACCUGCUUUAUGUCUGGGAAAGGAAAUAUUUCACAAAUCUGUCCGAUCAGCCCAGUUCUAUUAUAUAGAUACAUUCAUAUUACUGUCCUGUGGAGCAGAAUUUUAUUUAUUAAGAUACUAUCUUGACACCAGUAAAGAUGAGAUAAAACGAUAUAGAACGAAGAGUAUUUGCAAAUCAAUACAGAAAUUUCCAAUGGCGUCUACAGUGGAAAUUACUAGCCUUUCAGCAGUGAAUGAUUUCUAUUCCUAUAUUGUAUUGGUAGCUGGGAGUAACCGAGCACUAGAAAUAUUUGACCUCAACGUGGGCUGCAGUGCAGCUGUGAUAAGAGAUGCUCAUUCUAGAUCAGUUCACCAGAUUUGCCAAAAUAAGGGAUCAUCUUUUAGCUGUCAACCACAUGAAGCUUACAAUCUCUUUUUAACAGCAGCCAUUGGUGAUGGCAUCAAACUUUGGGAUUUGAGAACAUUGAGGUGUGAGCGUCGUUUUGAAGGUCAUAAUAGCCGCUGUCAUCCAUGCGGAAUUAGUGUUUCUCCUUGUGGCCAGUUCAUCGCUUGUGGAUCUGAAGAUAAAUGUGCUUAUAUAUAUGAGAAGCAUUCCAGUACCUAUUCUUAUAAACUGACAGGACACACUGAAUCUGUAACCAAUGUGACUUUUAAUCCAUCAUCUCCCCAGCUAAUUUCAGCUACCUUGGAUGGCAAAUUGCAAUUGUUUCUACCCCAAUAACAAUCACCCCUGACAUCUUUGGUGUUUCUGCAUUGAGAAUUAAACUUCUUGAAAGAAAGAAAAAAGAUUAGUAGCUGAGCAUGGUAACUGGGAAAACUAGCAAAUUUUAGUUAAAUAGUGUCUUCCAGAUUUGUUCUACUAUUUGUCAACCAGCUGGGAUUUGCUUUAAAAAAAAUCUUACUGCUGGAAAAGCAGCUUCACAGGUGAUACCAAAUGAUAGAUUUUUAAUAUUUUGUGUGGUUAGGUUAUUUUUAGCUCAAGACUUAAAUUUCUGUAGUGUUCUAAUACAUUUUACUGAUAUUUUGGAUGGUUGUUUUAUGACCACCCAAUUUUUUAUUAUUACAUAAAUUAGAUAAAACUUUUGUUAUUCAGUUCCUUGCUAACACCUAAUCCUCAAUAAUAAAGGAACAGUCUACUCAUUCCUCUUGCAUCUUGAUUUAAUUACAAAGACCGUCUGAGAUGCUAAGUAUUUCCUCUGCAUUUGGAAAUUCUAACAAUAUUUUAAUAUAUUUCAUGUACCUUUGAUUUUAUGUGGUCAAUAGACACUAUUAUGCAAUGCAUUUCUUUUUCUUUAAAAAAAUUCUUUAGUUGACUAAUGAAAAUGGAUAUAACAUAUGGUUCUUUAAAAAAAAGAAUAAUAGCAAAUGCAAUUUGCUCAACUGACUAUUAAAAUAUCAAUAAAGACAGGUAUUUUUUGCAGGAUUUUUAAAAGUUAAUUUUUAACUGCUUAAUGUUCUUUCACACAACUGUAAAUCUCCUGGAAGAAAGUAAAAUAAGUUAAUAAGGUAAAAUAAGUAAAAAUAAUAAAUAGUUUCACCAUUCUCAGAACCAUAACAAUGGAAGCUCAGUCAAAAUAAGGGUCACUACUGGUUAAGACACAUUUAUUUAACUAGCUAUGCUUUCCGUAAUAGGGAAACAAGUUAUCAUCUGAGUACAAAUUCUUCAGUAAACUAGUCAGAAGAUUUUUGAACAAUAGGGUGUUGAUGUUCAAAAUGUCUUUAAUUAAUGGGGGAUAGUUAUAAUACUUAGGAAACAUUUAAUUAGAUGUAAUUGUAUAUUAAAAUAAAUCCUGCUGAUAAUGAAAAAAGCUUGAUGGGAGCAAUAGUCAAUAUAUUAUUUUCAUAAUGGCAAGCAUCAAUUUGUUAUGCUAAGAAUCCUUGUAGAUUAUGGGUUUAAAAGAAAUACUUUGCCAUAAAAGAAGGAAUAUCAUCUAAUGUUUGACAUGUAGUAACAAAAUAUAUCUGUUGGUUCAGUCUUCAAAGGUAUCCAUACUUUUAGCAGUAUGAUUGUUGAAAACACAGGUGCCUCUGAAGUACUAGAUCACCAGUAGAGUAUUGUUUGAUAGGACUUCUCCUGCUGUUUAUAAUGAAUUUAAACCCUUUGUACAAUAUUUGAAUAGACCCCCCCCCGCCCCAUUUAUACAGAAUAAGGGUCUGCAGUGACAUAGGAGAAAGGGUGAAACUACUAUAAUAAUUUCCACUUCUUCAACUACGGCGCACUCCCAUUUUUCUAGAACUCGUUUCUCUUUUUCAAUAUUAUCUGCCUCUUUGUCUCUAUUCUGCCUCUCUCUGUGUUUAUAGGAUAACUGUCUAUUUGAAAAGUAACAUGAAAUACAUGCUUGUAUUCCAUAAAUACAGUACCAGUGGAAAUGUAAAAGAAGUAGCUGAAGCUGCAGGUUGCAAAAAGUCAUUACGUUUCUUGUAGUGAAUCUAUGUAUCAAAGACAAAUAUCUGAAUUUUUUUUGUUCCAAACAAUGAGUGUAUAAAUUGCUACAUUUGAUAGGCUAUUCAAGUUGAACUUUCUUAUCAUUGAGCUAAAAGACAAGAUUUCUGCAGUUUUGUAUUUGAAUUCUUUAUGUCAUGUUUGUACAUUACUGAGAAGGGAGAAUUUGGUUCCCUUAAAGCUGUGAGUAAUUGAUCUUCUUCAAUGGAUAGACUACCAUAUACCAUCUGUUGGGUGUAUUUAACUUUUCUUUGCUGACUGAUCAAUUUGGCAAAGAUUCAAUGCAAAUUAGCAAAUCCUGUUUUGAGGAAAUAGCUAGUGUAUAUAUUAAUUACAAGACUAGAUGAUUUUCAUAGAGAUUCUCUAGGCAGUCCAACAAUUAAACCAUCCAACACUGACACAAAAGAAAACCAUUUCAAAACAAAAAUGAUCAACAGAUGAGUAGCUGUUAGUUGAAAGUUAGGCAAUCAGAUCAUAGUCAUGUAUGAUCUAAACAUUUCUCGUGUAUUUUUGGUUGUGUUUGGACAAUAUUACAAGGCUUAUUGCAAGACUAAUUGCUGCCCCUCUGUUGAUCAUUUUUGUUUUGAAAUGGUUUUCCUGUUGUGUCAGAAUUGGAUGUUUCAAUUGUUGGAUAGUUCUGAAAUAUCCUAUUAUAUACACUGCAAACAACACAAAGACAAAGAUGCAGGCAAAUUGAUCAAAUCAAUAGUUUAUUUCUACAGUUGUUUAGACCCCAGAUGUUUCGGUAAUUUUUGAAAAAUUCUCAUUGGUAGUUUGAAGAAAAUUAAUUUAAAAAAACCUGUACCAAACUGCUAGAUUUCUUUACCAAUGAUCUCUCCACCACAAUAAAUUGUUAUUUCUGAUUAUUCUA
Molecule: messenger RNA, 5236 nt
Organism: Thamnophis sirtalis
Lineage: Eukaryota; Metazoa; Chordata; Lepidosauria; Squamata; Natricidae
Source: RefSeq, a predicted model, not a curated record